This is a messenger RNA of Ahaetulla prasina, 2618 nucleotides long. RefSeq names its product C3a anaphylatoxin chemotactic receptor-like. NCBI's taxonomy places the organism in Eukaryota, Metazoa, Chordata, Lepidosauria, Squamata, Colubridae. Gene Ontology annotation, molecular function: complement receptor activity; G protein-coupled receptor activity. The coding region runs from base 496 to 1638 and encodes 380 amino acids. The record is from RefSeq and is a predicted model, not a curated record. The transcript is spliced from 2 exons. Gene Ontology annotation, cellular component: plasma membrane. Gene Ontology annotation, biological process: positive regulation of cytosolic calcium ion concentration; chemotaxis; complement receptor mediated signaling pathway.
GGAAGUCCGUAUCAAGCGUGGCUGCAAAGCCUCUGCAGCUUUGCCAAAGUUCUGUCAGAGUUCUCAGGGCAGGCAGGAGACCAGGAUGUGACUUUAGCAAUCCAAGUUAGACUUUGCCUGACUCAAAGAAUGCCAGAAAGCAGAUCCUUUAUAUAGGCCAUGGGGUGUGGCUCCAUGACUCAGCACUUAUCCAGGCCUGCCCCUCCCUUCCUUUUGUUGACGUCGCCUCUCCACUCUCCGGAAGCGUGGGUCCCUCCAGCCUCCAGCUGCCGGUAAUUCCAGCUCGUGACUGGCUUCACACUCCCCAGGCUCACAUGCUGUGGGGGAGGGGCCCAGCUGCUCCGUUUGUCCGGGCAUGGUGCCAGGACUGGGGGCUGGAGACAUGCCAGGACAUUCUUCUGCAUUAUCAGUGUCCGGCAGGAGACGAGAGGGGCCCGGCUGUGGGGGGGGGGAGCGAGCGAGGCACAACAACCGUGAAGCGGUAUAUAAGUCUGAAUGCUUAUUGCUAUUCUCCCUUUUCCUGAUUUUUUUCAUUUAAUUUUUAGGCCGCCUUCUCCGCAACGUCCCAAUUGCAUCAUGAAUGCUAGUUCUACUGCUUUGUGGCUUCCCAAUGCAUCCUUGCCAUCACCCUUGGAAACCGCUUCUGAUCUAAAUAGGUUCAGAGACAUUCUUAAAAUCAUCUUCUACACGGUUAUUUUUCUCCUUGGUUCCUUCGGCAAUGGAAUCGUGAUCUGGAUCACGGCCCGCCAAGUUUCACGGACCAUCAGCUGUGUCUGGUUCUUCAACCUAGCUCUGGCUGACUUCCUCUUCUCCGUGAGUCGUAUAGCGCCUCUUGUAGCGGUGAAGGAAGGUUGGGCCUUUGGGAGCUUUGUGUGCAAAGCCAACGGCUUCAUCAAGUACCUCAACAUGUUCUGCAGCGAGUUUCUUUUAGCCUCAAUCAGUAUGGACCGGGCUGCUUGUAUCGCCUACCCGUUAUGGGCCAGAAAACACCGGAACAUCCACUUGGUAUGGCUUGCAGCCGUCGGAGCUUGGCUCAUGGCCAUCGUCACAAGUAUCCCUUUCUACUUUUACCGUAAAGUGGACACGAAGAACAACCGAACCAAAUGCUUGGUGAUCCUAAAGGGAGAAGAACCAGGAGUACAAGUGACCAUCUACAUGUUGAGGCUGAUAUGUGGGUUCUUGGCCCCCUUCACCAUCAUUGUGGUCUGCUACGGCAUCAUUGUCGUGGUCCUGAGGAGACGUCAGACCUCCCUCCACUCAAAGAAGUCCUUCAAAGUCAUAUUGGCCCUGGUAGUCACCUUCUUUGUCUGUUGGUUGCCCUAUCACAUCACCCAGCUCCUUAAAUUGCUAGGAGCGAAUGGCCCAACCUUCUCGUUUAUUACUCUUGGUGCGGCCUUCCUGGCCUACCUCAACAGUUGUGCAAAUCCAUUCCUUUACUUCUUCAUGAGCGUGGACUUCCACAAAAAGUUGAGCCUCUAUAAUAUCAUCAGGGCACUCAAGGGAACCUUACUGGAAGAGAACAGCCCCCUCAUUAGAAAAUCCACUAGUAGCCAUAAAGGUUCAUUUUUUAUGAGCGAGCAGGCAAUAUCCACAGAAAUCACUCAGUUGCCCUGUGGAAACUCAACCAGUGAAAUUUGAAUUUGUGCGCUUCAGUUGUUGUUACUUUUCCCAGACCCAAGCCACAAUUUUGGACGUGUUGAAGUUUUAAAGGUUUGUAGGUGGAAAGGGCCGACAGAAAGCAGCCUUUUUCCUCAUAAUGAGCUGUGAAAUUGCUUUAAUUGUUUUGCAUUAGUUAUACAGGGUAUAGGAACUCUGGGCAUCCAUGUUACUCAUAUCUGAAAGGUUGAUUUCUUUCAGGCACUUAUUCAGAGGUGGGAUUCAAAUAUUUUAGCAACCGGUUCUCUGCCUGGCUGCUGGGUGGGUAGUUCUGGGAGUUGAAGUCCACAAUUCUUAAAGUUGACAAGGGUGGGAACUUUGUGGCUGCAAGGUUAUAUUCAGUUGUGCUAUUUAUUGUUGAUAAUUGUUAGAAAAUAGGAAAUUGCUCCAGCAAAAAUCUGAUGAGAAGCUUGGGUGUGCAGAAGCUAUUUCUGAUUUUAGGUGUGCUGGGAUUGUUGGGAUGUUUUGCAGUAAAUCUGUCAUUUCACUCCACCAUACAAACACACUCUUAAAUGCAUGUUGCAAAAGAGACUUAACCAACUGUUGUAAAAUCAGCUGUUUAGAUAACGCAAUAUCUGUCAAGAGUUUGACCGAUGCGCUCUUAAGGAUUCUGCAAUGAACUUUCUCAACUUAGCGAACUUCAGAGGAAGGCUCUUCACCUUUGAUUCACCUUUUCCAAGCUCAGUCUCACUUAGCAACAGAAAUGCUGGGUUCAAUUGUGGCCGUAGGUUGAGGACUAUAUGUACCUGGAAGGGACCGUCAGCUUUGAAAGAACGGCACCACACCUCCCAAUUCAAUAUUAUUUCCUAGGCUUGCUUGCUCUGUGUUUCCUUUAGUUUGAAAUGUGUAUGUUUUUUAACUCUUAUGCUGUGAUUUAUAUUUUUAUAUUUUUGUACUACUCUGGGCUCUGUGGAGGAAUAUAGAUUUGUUACUAUAACAACUAGACAACCUGUGACUGGUUG